ACCGGCAGCUUGUUUUUCUCGCACUAACAAUCAGGAAAUCUCCCAGGAAAGAGAAAGUUUCUCUUAUCAAUCGGUCGUAAUCUUCAAGAAAAAUCCUGUUUAUCCUCGUACCGGUUCAAGGUGAAAAAUGAGCUCCAAUAACAAACCAGUGGACAAUAGUACCUCGGUCACCAACUCACUGAUUCCGGAAUCUAGCUCUAGCUCAGAGACCGCCAGCAGCAGCAGUAGCAACUGGGACAAGACGGAUUACAGCUCCUUUCGGUCUGAAAAGCACACAAACCACAAUGAAGAUGCGUUGAGUUCGACCUCCGGAUCUUCUUCUUCCUCCUCGCGCCAGGACCGGCGACAUCGAGGUGGUUUCCAAGUGGACAUUCUAAGCUCUGAACCGGAAGAUUUCGACGAGAGUGGCCAUUUGUUCCACUUGGAUAUCAUGAAGAACAGUUUGAGCGAUAUAUCUUUGCCUUCGUCCCGGAAGGUGAUCUCAGGAAAACCGAAGCAACCUCAGAAUCUGUCGUUUUCUCGCGAGCGUGUACGGGAGAUUGAAAGGCACAAUCAGCUUCUACUGCAGCGGAUCAUGACCACGAAGCCAACGUUGACCACAAAGCCAAAAAGUACUGUGCCGGUGGUUUGUACGCCAGUAAAUAAUAACUCCCGAACUACCAGUGCUGCCGUUAACCGUAAGAAACAGCAACGUCAAAUUGAUAUCGACAACCAGCUUCUUCGCAAAAAGUUGGAGAAAAUUGAGCGAACACGUCGCAACGCUUGGUGAAACGGUUCCGUUUUUAGGCACAAUCUUUUAAACGGCAGGAUUUGUAGAACAUAGUUUAUUUUUAUACUGAAGAUUUAAAGACUAUCCACUCAUUCACUGACAGGAGUUGCCUAGCUGAUCGAAACGAUUUAAAUUUGUGAACAAUCAAAAUUGAGGAAAUAUAUACGAGUUAGAGUUUGUUUGAUGCAUGAA
Molecule: messenger RNA, 961 nt
Organism: Ochlerotatus camptorhynchus
Lineage: Eukaryota; Metazoa; Arthropoda; Insecta; Diptera; Culicidae
Product: protein hemingway-like
Exons: 4
Coding region: 128-769 (213 amino acids)
Source: RefSeq, a predicted model, not a curated record